Molecule: messenger RNA, 1478 nt
Organism: Brassicogethes aeneus
Lineage: Eukaryota; Metazoa; Arthropoda; Insecta; Coleoptera; Nitidulidae
Source: the annotation of a GenBank genome assembly
AGCGGCUGUUGUUUGGUUUUGACCCUGGUUUUGACGUUUAUACUUUUUCUGACGUUUACCUAACCUAAAAUCUCAACAAAUCUGUGAAAAAUCACUUUAUGAUUCAUGGAAUUUUUUCCUAGGCGGUAAAAUCUAUAUUGAGAUUAAAAUGAAACAAGGCGACGUUAACAUGACGAGUCAACAAGGGCUGCAACCUCAAGAAAGGCUAAAACAAUUAAUUAUUUACAGUAACUUGGUUGAUGUUGAUCCCAGUGUACCCCCAGCUAGAUAUUAUCGUUCUGGUUUGGAAAUGGUUAGAAUGGCAAAUGUUUAUCAUGCCGAAGGUAGUCUUGAAAGUGCAUACGUACUAUAUUUAAAGUUCAUGACAUUGUUCAUCGAGAAGAUAAGAAAGCAUCCUGAAUUUAAUACUGUCCCAACUAAGAUGAAGUCAAUAAUACAAAUUAAAUUAAGGGAAAUACUACCUAAGGCUGAAAAAUUAAAAGAAAAAUUAUUGCAAAAGUAUACAGUUGAUUAUAAUACUUAUCAAGCAGAAUUGAAGAAACAAGCAGAAUUACAAAUAUCUAGUCCAGAACCAAGUUUACCAAAUAUUGACUUACCAUCGUUUACACCUCCUACAACAAUUAUCUCAGAAACUGUUAAACCACCAAGUAUUGUUAAUGUUUCAUAUCCAGAUCCAGAUAUUGUAUCUGCACAAAAACCAACUGGGCCCUUAAUUUCAAAUAAACAUACACCAAGUGCUCCAAGUAUCGACAGAAGUUCUAAACCAUCUUCAACUUCAACUACAUUGGAUAAUUAUGAUAAAAAUAUACUUAGGACUGUUGUUAUUCCUGCAAAAGUCAUGACAAUGUUUCAAGUCAAAGCAGCUACAAAUACUGCACAAAAUAUUGAGACAUGUGGUAUUUUAACUGGAACAUUGGAAAAACAUGAAUUAAAAAUAACGCACCUAAUAAUACCAAAACAAAAAGGGACACCUGAUUCUUGUAUUACAACGAGCGAGGAGGAAAUUUUUGAUAUACAAGAUUCUUACAACCUAAUUACUAUUGGUUGGAUACAUACUCAUCCCACCCAAACCGCAUUUUUAUCAAGUGUGGACUUGCACACACAAUGUCCUUACCAACUGCUUAUGCCUGAGGCUAUUGCAAUUGUUUGUGCUCCAAAAUAUUCACAGAAUGGAUUUUUUAAUUUAUCAGAAUUUGGUUUAAAAUACAUUUCCGAAUGUACUAAAACCGGGUUUCACCCUCAUGUGACCUCACCUGAUUUAUUUGUAGUUGCAGAUCACAUAAAAAUCGACCAAACCUCCGAUUUAGCUGUGGUGGAUUUGAGAGUUGGCAAUGGACGUUCUAAAUAAAAAAAAAACAAACUUACAUAAUAAUUUCUUAAUAAAUAACAUGUUAUAAAUAUUAUUGUAUUAACUAGUUUAGCUUUUAUAUUUAUGAGAAUUUUGUAUUUACAAAAUUGCAUUCAAACUGUGAUUCUUG